UACAAAGACUUCCGUCUAUGUCCAGUAACAAAGCAGUACUCUGAUAUUCCAGUAGAACUAACUGACCUUCAAUCUCUCACCAUUAGUGGAUCGCUCUUUGGUUAUACAUUACAUCAUAGAAACAACUAAGGAGUGGUAGUUUGAAUCAGGGGGCAGGGCUUCAUUUCAUUCUUUCUGUUUCAUUUUCUUGUGAUCAACAAUGGCUGCUGCACAGCAGAGAGAAGAAUUUCUGGAGCAAGAGCCAUUCAGAAGGAAUGCUUUUCUGAUCAUCGAUAAAAUGGUGAAGCUGAAUUCAGAACAUGCUAACAUACCGUUAGUGGAUGAGAUUCUUCACAGCAUCUUCUUUUUGGGAAAGAUCAACAAGAUACCAUUUUCCCCAGAAGAUAUUCUGAGUGAUGACGAAGACUUGCUUAAUGCGUUGAAGGACCUCUACCCUCAGCCUUUUAAACUCUAUUACGCUCAACUACCCAGGCGGAGUCCAUUUUCAUGUGUGCUAGACAUGAUUGUCUACCUGACAAGACAGACUCAUCAAGGGAAAAGACAAGAACAAGAGAUUGAAAAAGAAAUAAUAGAAAAGCUGCGCCAGCUCAUCGGUGAACUAGAGCUUGGUAAAAACGAGCCUCUGGUCUCCUCCACUAUCUGUGUCUCUCACAGCCCCAUCACCCCAAAUGCAGUCAGGUACUACGGAGUCUCCAUGUCCACCUCUGGCCGUAAUCCCGGGAAAAUCCUGAUUGCUGCAUCCUGUUUUAGCAGCUGGGACAGUUAUGUAGCUGGUGCAGUGAUGACCUACUAUCCAAAUAAGGUCAAGAGGGAAUAUUUUGAUGGAACCAUCAUACUUCCAGAGCAGCAUGUCAGGUGCCAGGCGUUUAACCUCUUUGAAGAAAGAGACAAGCCCCCUUGUAGAUCAUGCGGGAAUUUGUUUGGUUUGACAACAAAUGAAAAAAAGGAAUGGCCCUAUGGCAACUGUGCAGAAGCUGAAAGUGUGAGCAACUUGCUUACAAAUGUGGUAGAAAUUAGAGAGCAAGCCCGACCAAAAGCUGAGACGUGCACAGAGGAGAACAGGAAGAGAGCUGAAGGGAGUGUCAGGAAAGAGCUUGAAGGUUUUGUGCGCACGGAGAGAUUUAAAUGGGGUGGUCAAUUCUACACCCCACAAAGAGUUUGACCUAAAAAGGGGAAACAUUAAUUGGUAUUAAAUAUUGAUAAGUACAAUUCUCAUGGUCCUUCAUUAUAAAGUAACCAGAUCUCUUUUGAUAUGAUUCUUUAUCAGUAAAAACUUAAAAAAAGAAACUGACUUAACUGACACUGUUAACCUCUGGGAACUGAAGUUACUUCUUAUUUGGACAUGUAAAUCAUGUGAUCAGAGCUGUCGGAUAUCAUCCUUUAUCAUGGCAAACUGUUAAUGCUCCAGCUACUACUGUAACAAUAAAGAUAUCAGUGCAUUCAUGGCAUGAAUUGUAAACAAACUGUUUAAAUGAACACUGCAGAAGAUGCAAAGUUGCUAAAUGUAUCGUUCGCAAUAAAAUUACGGUGAUGAAAAAUUA
Perca flavescens (yellow perch) is the source of this 1541-nucleotide messenger RNA. RefSeq lists its product as uncharacterized. The transcript is spliced from 5 exons. Bases 200 to 1162 code for a protein of 320 amino acids. The record is from RefSeq and is a predicted model, not a curated record. NCBI's taxonomy places the organism in Eukaryota, Metazoa, Chordata, Actinopteri, Perciformes, Percidae.